UGGUUCUUGGCAGUGCAGCAAGCAGCUGAGAGCCUACAAAGCACAAGGGGCUGCUCUGAAACAGGAAGAGCAGUGCUCAGACCCUGCACUAUCAAUGCUAGAAAUGUAAUGUAUCGCUUAGCACUCACAGAGAAACAUAGCAGCACUGGGAGAUGUUCUGAUCACAAUCCUGCUCUCAAUAUGACUACAACAUAAAUUAAAUGAGUGGAGUUGCGUGACCAGGUGUUCACUGCAGCAAAGUUACUUGCUGAUGUGUUGUUGCAGUGUCAUGUGUUGUUGCAACUUUAUAAUCUGUGACGCUACAGAAAUGAGAUCAGUGGGUACUGUCAGCGUGUUUCCCUGCUGACAGAAAGCUGCACGGAUACUAAUGGCAGCAGGUCACAGCCCCUGCCUGGAGAAUCCCACAUUCUUGGACUGUGCACAAGCCAUCCUUUUUCCCACUGCCUGGCAGGGCUCUGUCUUCACUCUGUCCUCUGUUCUGACAGCACCAGGCACUUUUCUGUGCUCUGCGCACACAAUAAGUGCUUUUGAUCUUCUGUCGUCCCAGGAGAGGAUGAAGUGGUGAGAGGAUGGGGCAUUCUCCCGUAACAUUGUACAAUGGCCAGAGAAGAUUCUAUAAAGUGCUUACGCUGCCUUCUCUACGCCCUCAAUUUGCUUUUCUGGUUGAUGUCGAUAUGUGUUUUGGGAGUUUCCGCUUGGAUGAGGGACUACAUAAAUAAUGUGCUUACACUAACUGCAGAAACAAGGGUGGAGGAGGCAGUCAUUCUGACUUACUUUCCUGUGUUUCAUCCGGUCAUGAUCGCUGUCUGCUGUUUUCUUAUCAUUGUGGGGAUGCUGGGCUACUGUGGAACUGUAAAAAGCAACCUUCUUCUUCUUGCAUGGUAUUUCUGGAGCUUGCUAGUUAUUCUCUGCGUUGAGUUGGCAUGUGGUGUGUGGACAUACGAGCAGGAAAUGACGACUCCAGUUCAGUGGUCUGACAUGGUCAGUUUAAAAUCCAAAAUGCCAAAUUAUGGCUUACCCAGGUACCAGUGGCUGACAAACGCCUGGAAUUUCUUUCAGAGAGAGUACAAAUGCUGUGGAGUGGUGUAUUUAACGGACUGGUUAGAGGUCACAGAGAUGGAUUGGCCUCCAGAUUCCUGCUGCCUUAGAGAGUACCCCGGCUGUUCAAAACAAGCGCAUCAUGGGGAUCUUAGUGAUCUGUACCAAGAGGGUUGUGGAAGAAAAAUGUACAGUUUCCUGAGAGGAACCAAACAACUACAGGUGCUGAGAUUUCUGGGUAUUGCCAUUGGAGUUACACAGAUUCUAGCUAUGAUCCUUACUGUAACAUUGCUGUGGGCAUUAUAUUAUGAUCGGAAGGAUCCAACCACUAAUCAAAUAUUAAAUCAAGAAGUUACUCACCAUUUACCAUGCCAAACAGUAGAAUUAUUGAAACCAAACCUCGUGAGGAUUGUUGAACACAGAACUAUGACAAAUGGAUAUAACACAAACUUAGAAAUGGAAGAAUUAUAAUUGGUUCUAAAUCUGGAAAAAUAACCGGGCUGCCUUAUUUUGUGGAAUGUAAACACCAUUAAGAUGCUGCAAAUGAAAAAUGCAUCUAAUUAAUUUUAUUUGUCAGAUUUAUUGUAUACAACAUGCAAAUGGAGCGUUACAGAAUUUGUGCUUAAUUUAAAUAAUUUUAUUGACAAUUUGACAAUGUAAAUAACCAUUCAUAAGCAUGCUUGGUCUUUAUUUAGUCAUUAUUCAUAAUUUUAUAAAGUUAAUAAUUAUUAAUAGUCAAAUUUUGUCUUUGUGUUGAGAAACAAUUAUUUUUGUAAUAGUAGAAAUGUGGUGGUUCUCUAUAUCUAUAAUCUAUCUAUCUAUAUUUAUCUAUCUAGCUAUCUGUUUGUCUCUCUAUCAUCUAUCUAUCUAUCUAUCUAUCUAUCUAUCUAUCUAUCUAUCUAUCUAUCUAUCUAUCUAUCUAUCUAUCUAUCUAUCUAUCUAUCUCUCUCUCUAUUUAGCAUGCAAUUUUAAUUAACUUUCUAAUUUACUCCUAUUAUCAAUGUUUCUUUGUUCUCUUGCUAUAUUUAUUUAAAAAAGAAGGCAUCUAAGCUUGUAUCUUGGUUCAGAACUCUGGACAGCAGUUUUUGAUUGGUGGAUGAAUUUAUCCACCAAUCAGCAAGGACAACCUAGAUUGUUCACCAAAAAUGGGCCGGCAUCUAAACUUACAUUCUUGCAUUUCAAAUAAAGAUACCAAGAGACUAAAGAACAUUUGAUAAUAGGAGUAAAAAAGAAAGUUGCUUAAAAUGUUAUGCUCUAUCCAAAUCACGAAAGAAAACAUUUGGGUUCAGUGUCCCUUUAAGGGUCUAUGAUCAAGGCGUGAGCCGAAAUGCAUCAGGCUGUUUUUCUAUUGCAAGAUGAUUUUUUUUUAAAAUGUUUUUUUUCUUGUAUAUACAAUAAAUUGAAAAAAUAUA
Molecule: messenger RNA, 2450 nt
Organism: Bombina bombina (fire-bellied toad)
Lineage: Eukaryota; Metazoa; Chordata; Amphibia; Anura; Bombinatoridae
Gene: TSPAN12
Product: tetraspanin 12
Exons: 9
Coding region: 598-1509 (303 amino acids)
Cellular component (GO): membrane
Source: RefSeq, a predicted model, not a curated record